This is a messenger RNA of Ectocarpus siliculosus, 1213 nucleotides long. The record is from the annotation of a GenBank genome assembly. NCBI's taxonomy places the organism in Eukaryota, Phaeophyceae, Ectocarpales, Ectocarpaceae.
AUGGGGGUCAAUACAUUGUUGAAGCACCUCGGCCCGUGCUUGGGAGACAGCCACGUCGAACGCUUCCGGGGCAAGACGGUUGCGUUAGAUGGGAAUACCUUCAUCUUCCGGGGUUGCUACAGCUGCAGCGAGCAGGUGGCGUUGGGGCAGGCUUGCACAGGACCGGUUGACCACUUGAUGAAGCGGGUACGCAUGCUCAGGCACUACGGGGUCAAGCCAUGGGUAGUGCUCGAUGGGAGGCGCACGCCUAUGAAGGACGACACGGGCAAGCAACGCCGGCAAGAGCGGGAGAAAAACCUGUCCAUGGCCAAACACUUCAGGCGGCAAGCGGAGGAAAGCAGUGCCGGCCCUGAGAAGGAAGACCUUCUCCAGAAGGCUCAGACUUUCUUCCAAAAGAGCAUACAUGUGACGAGGCAGAUGGUGACGAACGCCAUGUCAGCCUUGAAGCGAGAGGGCGUGGAGUGUAUGGUUUCUCCCUACGCAAACGGCCCGAGCACAAAGCAGGCGCAUCCGUGUGUAGCAAACGAUCCGCACUACGGGAACCAAGUAGGCUUCUUUUUUUUCACAGAGGCCGACGCUCAGGUGGCCUACCUCGUCAAGUCCGGCCUGGCUAGCGCCGUCAUCACCGAAGACUCGGAUAUCCUGGUCUACAUGGCCGCCGUCAAGUCUACGGCCCCGGUGCUCUACAAGAUGGACGAGUUCGGCACGUGCAAGGAGCUUGGCUUUGAUCCGGAGAAACUGUCAAGCCUCCCUGGAGUAAUCGGGAAGUUUGGGAGAGGGCUGUCGAUCUUUUCGGGCGAAGGAGGGGGGAGAAGCUUCGUCCAGCUCGCGGCACUGGCGGGGUGCGACUACGUGGACAACAUCAGAGGCCUGGGUCUGCUAACGGCGCUGCCGAUCGUCACCAAGUUCAGGCGCACUCCGGCCGACAAGAGGGUUUCGCACAUCCUCAUGCACGUACAGAAAAUGGGGAAAACGAUCCCCACGGGCCACCGAGACCGAAUGCAUCUCGCCGAGAUGAGCUUUUUCUGGCACCGCGUUUACGACCCUAGGACCAAGAAGUGCGUGCACUUUUGUGAGGCUGCCCCGGAGCUUAUGGGCACCGCGGACGUCCCCGCCCUUCCAUCGACCGCCGGUGGAACGGCCUUCCUAGGCCUGGUCCGGUGAAAACCCGGCGUGCUCCGUCCCGGCUUUGUAGGGAUGCGAGGUCAAUGGU